Phyllostomus hastatus (greater spear-nosed bat) is the source of this 1426-nucleotide messenger RNA. It is a transcript of the gene UBE2D4, whose product is annotated as ubiquitin conjugating enzyme E2 D4 (putative). The record is from RefSeq and is a predicted model, not a curated record. Gene Ontology annotation, cellular component: nucleus. Bases 97 to 540 code for a protein of 147 amino acids. Lineage: Eukaryota; Metazoa; Chordata; Mammalia; Chiroptera; Phyllostomidae. The transcript has 7 exons. Gene Ontology annotation, molecular function: ubiquitin conjugating enzyme activity. Gene Ontology annotation, biological process: ubiquitin-dependent protein catabolic process; protein polyubiquitination.
CGCUGCGCGGCGGCGGCGGCGGCGGCGGCGGAGGCGGCAACGGGCAGCCUCUGGCAGCCCUGAGCCGGCCGGCCGGUCCCCGGCAGCAGGGAAAGAAUGGCGCUGAAGCGGAUCCAGAAGGAAUUAACAGACCUGCAGAGGGACCCUCCAGCCCAGUGCUCCGUGGGACCUGUGGGAGACGAUUGGUUCUACUGGCAGGCCACCAUCACCGGCCCGAAUGACAGUCCUUACCAAGGAGGCGUUUUCUUCCUGAACAUCCACUUUCCCACAGAUUACCCAUUCAAACCCCCUAAGGUUGCUUUCACCACCAAAAUCUACCACCCCAACGUCAGCAGCAAUGGCAGCAUCUGCCUCGAUGUCCUGCAGUCCCUGUGGUCUCCAUCACUGACGGUGUCCAAAGUGCUCUUGUCCAUCUGUGCCCUGCUCAGCGACCCCAACCCUGACGACCCUCUGAUGCCAGAGAUCGCCCACACCUACAAGGCCAACAGAGAGAAAUACAACAGACUAGCGAGAGAGUGGACACAGAAAUAUGCUAUGUAAGUGCCUUGGAGGUUUCACAGCAAAGAGGUCCUUCCGUGAAACGGAGCUCCUGGCCGAGCCACUCCCAGAGCACCCUCUCUUGUACAACGCCGGCCGCACUUUCUCCAGCCGCAGCCCACUGCGGCCACUCUCAGCUGUUGUGGCUUUGACAACCUCACAUCUUUGAUACCAACUUAGUGGUUACUUUAUGAUCUGCAGCCUUCCCGGCCACACUGGAAUCGGUCCCUGCACCCCGACUCGCCGCUGGUCUCAUGGGGGGACAAUGUGCCGUGCACCUCCCCUGCCUGACCUUGGGUGGCGCCCCCUGCCAUGGCACCGCCCGGGCCUCUGCCUCACCCUCACCUCUGGGUCUCAGCGCCAGCCUGGGUGCCCCAGGCAGAGCGAGCACCGCCUGCUGCAGACCUUGUCUCGGGAGGUCUCCACUCAUCCCGGGAGUCAGGAGCACUGUCCCUGGGACAGUGUCCCUCUGUGGUGCUGGCACCCCCCCGCCCCUCACCGGGCAGCAGCAGCACUUGGAACGUCGGGGCAGCGAGCACAGAACACCCUGGGAGAGGUGGCUGUCUUUUCAGAGUCCAGACCUGCAGACUGCGGUCUGCUUUUCCACACGAAGAGGAUUUCCAGUACCCGCCGCCCCCUCGGGGCCAGCGCUCAGCUCAGCGUGAGCCGCCCACAGACCAGAGCACAGGGGCAGGGAGAGACUUCGGAAUGCGAAUAAAGAUGUGAUUCACUGAUCACACUAAACGGUAACCAGCAUUGAAGCCUACCUUUUUCCCAGGCAGAACAGAAGACAUGGACACUUUUAAGAGGUCCUUUGGAACCGUGAACAGCCUGUUGAGUGAGUGAGUGGCCGCCUCUUAGGUUUCUGAGGCAGUCCACUUGAAGGGUU